AAAAAUAACUUUACAACUACAAGCAAUUACUAUUGGAUAAAUAAAAGGUUUGAUAUGGCUGUGUUACACAUUUGUCAAAUGUUGAUAAGAAGGAGCAAAUGAUUGCAGAGAAGGAAGAAUCACAACAACUGUAAAGCCCGGGAAUCCAUGGCAUAAACGAAACGGACCUCAAACACACAAAUCAAAAUCACAGAAUUGGCUGCAAUGAGUCCGAAUCCAAUUUUUCAUUCCAUUCCAUCACGGUAAAAUUGACGCCACCAUCUCUGCUACCAAAUUGUCUCACUCAUAAAGGCUUUUCUCCGACCCAGUUGCCGGAAGUGGCGGUUCCCGGUGAAAUGGAGGUGGAGAGUGAAAAAUUAGGGUCUGUUGGGAAGGUUUGGAGUUUUUGUAGAAAGCCAUUUUGGCAAACAACUCACACUCCAUCUUCUUCUUCAUCUUCCACAUCUUACAACGUGCACAAUGUUCACCAGCAAAAUCAGAAUAAUCUUCAAUCUGUUGAUAGAUCCGGUCAGCAUUCUUCAACCACUGUCUCAUCUGUGGCAAAGUCUCUGCUCCCUACAAAGAGGAGACUCCGUCUUGAUCCUGCCAAUAAGCUUUACUUUCCAUAUGAACCUGGUAAGCAAGUUAGGAGUGCAAUCGCAAUCGAAAACACUUGCAAGUCUCAUGUAGCUUUCAAGUUUCAAACAACAGCACCCAAGAGUUGUUAUAUGCGUCCUCCAGGUGGUGUUCUUGCUCCUGGUGAAAGUAUAAUUGCCACCGUAUUCAAGUUUGUGGAGCCACCAGAGAGCAAUGAGAAACCAAUUGAACAGAAAAGCAAGGUUAAGUUUAAAAUCAUGAGCCUGAAAGUGCAAGGUGAAAUCGAUUAUGUACCUGAACUGUUUGAUGAGCAAAGAGAUCAAGUGGCAAUAGAGCAAAUUCUUCGGGUUAUUUUUGUGGACCUUGAACGGCCUAGUCCUGUACUGGAUAAGCUCAAACGAAUGUUGGCUGAAGCUGAUGCUGCACUUGAAGUGAGAAAGAAACCGCCGGAGGAGAAAGGUCCUCAAGUAGCCGGAGAAGGCCUUGUUAUAGAUGAAUGGAAAGAAAGAAGAGAAAGAUACUUGUUGGCCCAACAGCAGGUCCAAGGUGUUGAUUCAGUGUAAAGUGUUUCUCUCCUUCUUUCCUUGGGUCAAGCCCUUAAUGUUAUUUGAUUGUAUACUCUGAAAUUGAAUUCCAGACUCACUGAUCUGAUAUGUCAUACAUGGUUGAAGCGCCUAGAAAAUUGCUAUAAUACAAUAAUGAAAUCCUGUCUUUUUCUUUUUCAACAAUGUCUGUGAUGUUAUUAUGUACGAGUGAAUACUUAAUUUUACUUUUACAUCAUCAUCUAUAAUUUUAGCUCGUCGGUUUGAGAA
Messenger RNA from Vigna unguiculata (cowpea), 1388 nucleotides. Its product is annotated as vesicle-associated protein 4-2-like. Gene Ontology annotation, cellular component: plasma membrane; endoplasmic reticulum membrane. Lineage: Eukaryota; Viridiplantae; Streptophyta; Magnoliopsida; Fabales; Fabaceae. Gene Ontology annotation, biological process: endoplasmic reticulum membrane organization. The record is from RefSeq and is a predicted model, not a curated record.